GGCUAGACAGUCGCGCGCCUGUCCGGACUACCGAGGCGAAGGGAGGGGAGAGGAGGCGAAGGCGGCCUGGGAUGAACGCGAGACGCCGACGUCAGAGCAUACUCGGCGGGGCCACGUAGUGGGUCGCCCGUCGGUCGGCACCCCUUUUCCCCAUACAUCGCGGUUCAUCCAUCUCUUGUUAGAGCCUACGAGUGGCAGAAGAGGUGCGUUUGCGGCGGAUCGUAAAGGAGCCCACUCGGAGGACAGAGGCAAUGCUCAGUUGAUGGCUCUUCAAGCGCUGAUGGCAGUUCCAUGUGUCCUUUUGCCUUCGUCUGCCCUUCCCUUGGAGGACCGCGCCGCUGUGCAGGAAGCGGAAGUGAAACACCAAGGAUUAUAGCUUCAUCAAAGACUUUUAUGGAGCCACAGAAUGUAUGUCUUUCCAACUUGGUUUCCCAUCCUGACCAGCAUGGAUGCUCUGUUUGAAUCCGGCUGACUGUCCCUCACCUCAUCCCGUCCUUUCCAAAGAGGAAGGGCGGGGGUCUGGUGCAGCGCCCCCUGCCCUUCCUUUCUUGUAGGGCGGCUUCAUAAGGUAUUCCUUUAGGCGUUCCCUCUUCAUGAAAUCCUGCCAGAGCCUCAAGGAGGAGGUUUCCGUCCCUUCCCUGGGCGGUAUGUCACAGGAGGAGGGACGCAGCAGGGCACAGGUGACCCAGUCCUACUAUAACACCCCGAACCUGGAUGUGGACCCGACGGGUAAACUGUACAAAAGAGAGGGAGGCGGCAAGCCUUACUCGGUGUUAGUGGACAACAAAAUGGCCUCCAAGGCGUCGGCGGGAGAGCUCAGCGUUGGCGUUCAGCAGCAGUAUUUCGGAGAGGGUGGGGCAGGGCAGGAAGUGCACACACAUGGCACACAAGUCACUGGUGACGUCACCUCAGAGGAGAUGGAGGAGGAUGAUGACGACGAAGAAGAGGAUGGCGGAGAGGAAGGUGGGUUCAAGCGCGAACAGAUCAUCGUUGAAGUCAACCUCAACAAUCAGACCCUCCACGUGUCCAAGGGGGACAGCAAAGGUGGAACCGCAGGGGACGACUCCGAGAGAGCCGGUAGUGAGGAGGAGGACGAGGAAGAGGACAGCCACGAUGAGGAUGAUGAGGAGGAGGAGGAUGACGACGAGGAAGAGGAGAUUGAAAGUCACAGAGCGAGAUCAAAGAGGACCCACCGGGGAGGCCCGGCUUCCGGCCAACUGCAGAGGAAAAGCCUCCGCGCGGCUCUGAGCUCGCAGUCCUCCGGGAUGACCACCAGGGGGCGGCGGAAGCACGCGGAGCCGCCCAAGAUCCAGCGGCGAUCAGCCAGGUCGGCCCCGCCCUUGUCCGCCGGCGCCGUGGCGGGAGCCAAAGCCGAGGCGGAGGAGAAGGAAAUGCUGGCGUGCGAGAAGUGCCCGCGGGUGUUCAACACGCGCUGGUACCUGGAGAAGCACAUGAACGUGACGCACAGGCGGAUGCAGAUCUGCGACAAGUGCGGCAAGAAGUUUGUCCUGGAGAGCGAGCUGGCCUUGCACCAGCAGACCGACUGCGAGAAGAACAUCCAGUGUGUCUCCUGCAACAAGUCCUUCAAGAAGCUGUGGUCGCUGCACGAACACAUCAAGAUCGUGCACGGCUACGCAGAGAAAAAGUUUUCGUGCGAGACCUGUGAGAAGAAGUUUUACACCAUGGCUCACGUGCGCAAGCACAUGGUCGCUCACACCAAGGACAUGCCGUUCACCUGCGAGACCUGCGGCAAGUCCUUUAAACGCAGCAUGUCCCUCAAAGUCCACUCGCUCCAGCAUUCUGGGGAGAAGCCCUUUCGUUGCGAGAACUGUGACGAGCGGUUCCAGUACAAGUACCAGCUGCGCUCCCACAUGAGCAUUCACAUCGGACACAAGCAGUUCAUGUGCCAGUGGUGCGGCAAAGACUUCAACAUGAAACAGUAUUUUGACGAGCACAUGAAAACUCAUACAGGAGAGAAGCCUUUCAUCUGCGAGAUCUGUGGCAAGAGCUUCACCAGCCGGCCCAACAUGAAGCGCCACCGCCGCACCCACACGGGCGAGAAGCCGUACCCCUGCGACGUGUGCGGCCAACGCUUCCGCUUCUCCAAUAUGCUCAAGGCUCACAAGGAGAAGUGCUUCCGGGUCACCAGCCCCGUGGUCCUGCAGACUAGCGGCCCGCACGUGCCUGUCGGAAUCUUUGCUAGCACCUUCUGCGCCACCACCACCACCACUUCUUUGUCUUCUCCUGGCCCCGGACCCUCCGGCGCCACCACGCCCACUGCCAACAAUGCGGCCCCCCUGGCCCUCAGCCCACCGGGGGCGUCCUUGCCCCCACGAGGCCCUUUGGGACACACCUUCUCCCACGCGCAGAUCCACUCGGCCUCCCCUCACCACCACCACCACCACCACCACCACCCCCAGCAGCACCUCUCAAACGCGCCCCAACCCAACCUCCACACCCACCACCACCUGGCCGUACCCCCGGUCUCCCACCUGCCCCCUCCCCCGGCCCUUUUUAAGAGUGAGCCCCUGAACCACUGUGGGCAUGAAGACAGCACCUACCUGCACCACAUGGCCCCCGCUGACAAGGGUCCCGGCGCUCCUCAACAUCACUGACUCACAAGCCCCACCAUUUUCCCCACACGGCCACCGCCUCAGUCUCUUAGACCCUGACAUAAACACACCCGUGGAUGGCGCUCUCACAGGUAGACCACAUAUUUAGCAUAAAUGUGUCUUCACUCAGACUACUCAAACUGGAAUCUUGAUUAUAAUUUUUUUUUUUACCAAGUAGAGCCUUGUUUCCACUAAAUGGUACCAUUCCGUUCAUUACUUUGCACAUUCAAAGCUCUUUUCUUUUACUAGUAUUACAUUUUCAGUACCGAUCGCAAAGAUGUGACAUGAUUUGUUUGUAUAAUUGCUCAACUGAGAGUUGCCUCUUGGAAUAUAAGGAGGUAUUUACACUAGGGGUGUCCCGAUUCGAUACUAAUAUUGGAUAUUUCUGAUAUCAGCUAAAAACAAAACAAGUAUUGGAUGAUAUCGGCUUGCAUCUAAACUCUCCGAUACAAGCAGUCCUGCAAGUGUUUACUGGACAGCCAGUUAACAUCUAAAAGUGCUCCAAAAAGUACACAAAGUUGUUUUUGUGUAUUAUUUCAGUCAAGUCAUUUACAAAAUGUAAACAUUGUAGGCUAUAGGCUACUAGAAGCAAGCAGCUACACAACAGCUAAGCACACAAGCGAGACAGACAUACGUAAUAAUUAACGGAACAAUAUUUCAGUCAAUAUUAACAAGUAUCAAAUAAUUAUAGUGGCAUAUUACUUACACAUCAGGGUUAAAGCGUAUUUGAAAGUAUCCAGUAUAGGGCUGCGACUAACGAUUAAUUUGAUAAUCGAUUAAUCUGUCGAUUAUUACUUCGAUUAAUCGAUUAAUAAUCGGAUAAAAGAGACAAACUACAUUUCUAUCCUAUGCAGUAUUUUAUUGAAAAAAAACAGCAUACUGGCACCAUACUUAUUUUGAUUAUUGUUUUUCAGCUGUUAAUAAAUGUUGCAGUUUAUAAAUAAAGGUUUAUUAAAAGAAAAUUAAAUAACAUUUUUAAUUAAAAAAACAAAACUGUGCAUAGCAUAGAUCCAACGAAUCGAUGACUAAAAUAAUCGGCAACUAUUUUAUUAAUCGAUUUAAUCGAUUAGUUGUUGCAGCCCUAAUCCAGUAUCAAACGUGUUCGCAUCAUUCAACUUACUGCAUCAUGAGCUUAACUUAAUAAAUUAUCGUGACCACUAUGUGUCACAAAAACACCUUACCACUCUACUUUAAAAGCAUAAAUACGUCAUAAGAUUAAUGUUUUUCAUACUUGCUAUUGUUCUGAGUAAUUUCACCUGAUCAAUACUUGUAUAACAUUUCACACUACAAAAUUAUUAAAGUAUCUACUAUGAAUCGUGCUGGUAUCGGCCAAUAUUCAAGGCUCCAAUAUCGUAUCCGAACUGAAAAAGUUGAAUUGGCACACCCCUAAUUUACACAAGUAUUUUUGGAGGUGCAAACUUUCUCUUUUUUUUUUUAAAGUGGUUGCAUUAUUUUUUGCAUCUAAACGUUUAAAAAUGCUGGGGUGACAAUGACAGUGAAUUAUUACGUUCUAAAAUAUUUCCUUUUCCGCACCUUUUUGUCAGGCAAUUGGUUGUAAUAAUAGGGUACAAUUUAGGGCGGACUUAAACUACUAUCCAUUGAUUGGUCAACAGAGAAUUACCAAUUGGUGAUUGGUAGGGACUGUUUACACAAGACGAAAACCAGAUUUAAAAACUGUCGUUUUUCACAGAUUUUUUUUUUUUUAGAGGCGCAAAGUUUUGAAAUCGUCUAAAUUGAAAACUGUUUUUCCUGCGAAAAAGAAUAUUGGACAUGAAUCUCUGCAAAAACAAAGAAUAUUUACAUCUCAACAUGAUGGAAACAAAGUACCAUCAAAAAUGUUGUCUGUUGUUGUUUGCUUGUUUAACGAUAUCAAAAUUGCACCGUAUGAAAUUGCCGCGGUAGAGUCAUCUUUUAUCGCGGUUGAAUCGAAAUCUAUAAAAUUUCAUUAUUAAUAAAUGUUAUAUUUUCAUUUAAAAAAACAAAACUAUUUCAUUUAAAAAACUGUUCAUGACCUCCUAAAUAUGUUUUGCUUUUAACAUAAGAGCCUUCUAAACAGGAAAUAAAAGCAAUAUAGUCGUUACACCUGUUUUACCCAAUUUACCGUAUUUUUCUGAUUCUAAGUCGCUCUGGAGUAUAAAUCGCACCGGCCAAAAAUGCAUAAUAAAGAAGGAAAAAAACAUAAGUCGCACUAGAGUGUAAGUCGCAUUUUUAGGGGACAUUUUUACAGUAUAUGAUUUCCUUUUCGGUGCCAUUUUUGUUCAGCCCUUCUCAGUUUUUAUAAGUUACCGCCAAUAUUGAAAUGAUCAAUUUUCAUAGGUACGGAAGUAGUAGCAGGUAGCAUCUUUUUUUUUCACAAUGCACUUCUGCCAUCCCCCGCCAAAUUUUUAUUGGUUGACGUUUGUGUGUGUGACGAUUGCUGAUAUACGCCUAGCCUCUUACGUGAAUGAGAUAAAUAAUAAUAUUUGAUAUUUUACGGUAAUGUGUUAAUAAUUUCACACAUAAGUCGCUCCAGAGUAUAAGUCGCACCCAUUUAGCUUGUCCUCGUCCUUGUAAGAAUAAUAGUUUAUUUACCGCCAUGGAGGCGAAGAGUGCUGACUUAAAGGGAAACUGCACUUUUUUUUAAAAUUUUGCCUAUCGUUCACAAUUAGAGAUGUAUGAUAAUAUCGGCUGAUAAAUGCUUUAAAAUGAAAUAUCGGAAAUUAUCGUAUCGGGUUUUUCUAAUCAUCGGUAUCGUUUUUGUUUUGUUUUUGUUUUUGUUUUUUUAAUUAAAUCAACAUAAAAAACACAAGAUACACUUACAAUUAGUACACUAACCCAAAAAACCUCCCUCCCCCAUUCACACAAAAGGGUUGUUUCUUUCUGUUAUUAAUAUUCUGGUUCCUACAUUAUAUAUCAAUAUAUAUCAAUACAGUCUGCAAGGGAUACAGUCCGUAAGCACACAUGAUUGUGCGUGCUGCUGGUCCACUAAUAGUACUAACCUUUAACAGUUAAUUUUACUUAUUUUCAUUAUUACUAGUUUCUGUUUAACUGUUUUUAUAUUUUUACUUUCUUUUUUUAUUCAAGAAAAUGUUUUUAAUUUAUUUAUCUUAUUUUAUUUUAUUAAUUUUUAAAAAAAGGACCUUAUCUUCACCAUACCUGGUUGUCCAAAUUAGGCUUAAUAAUGUGUUAAUUCCAUGACUGUAUAUAUCGGUAUCGGUUGAUAUCGGUAUUGGUUGAUAUCGGUAUCGGUAAUUAAGAGUUGGACAAUAUCGGAUAUCGGCAAAAAGCGAUUAUCGGACAUCCCUAUUCACAAUCAUUAUGAAAGACAUGACGACGGAUGGAUUUUGUUUUUAUUUCAUUUUAAAUAGCAAAUAAAUGCGAUCAAAAGUCUGCUUACAAUGGAGCUUAUGGGAGGCCCUAAAAAACAUCCAAACACCUCCUUUAAGGUUUUAUAUACAUGUUGUAAGUAUAUAUGUAAUCUGGUAACGGCCACAUUUAUAAUAACAUUUAAUAUUUACGUAUUUUGAUUCUUUUAAGCACACACAGCGCAUUCAUUUAAAAAACUUAUCGCCUUAGCUUUUUGCUUUUUUCUUCAUCACUGCUCACUGCAGACUUUAUGACAGCCAACACACAUAAUAAAACAUCACUUACUGUACAAUGUCUUCUGUCGUUAGAGGGCCGACUGCUGGGAUGUUCAUAUAUUCCCAUUGAGAUUAAAAAAGUCUCAUAAUCCUCGCGAAGAAACGAGGCGGGGGUGGAACAAGCGCUUUUUGUAUGGUUCUUGCCAGUCCGAGUGUCCCAACUUGUCAGAUUUUAUCCUCAGCCAUCCACUUUUCAGGUGAGAUGCAUAAAUCAUGAUCGACAGUAAAUUUACAGGGAGCAAGGAAGUGAGGGAAACAGCAGACCACUCGAUGAUGUAAACAUAGGGACACAUGGUAGUUAUCACGUCGUCGCUGUAAAUAGUUUGUCUGCGUCAGCGCUUAUAAUAACAAUAUCACUAAUACUUGGCUAAUAUUCAAGUCAUGAAAUGUAAAUGGGAGUAUUGUUCGUGCUUUUUGAAUGGUUAUUUAUUGGGUUUUCUGGGCGGAAUAGUGGAGCCCCCAUUGACUUUUAUUCACGUUUAUUUAAUAUUUAGAAUGCGUUAAAAAACCAAAAAUACAUCCGUCGUGUCUUUUACCGUGAUUGUGAAUGAUGGAUAGGCAAAAUUCCCCAAAAAGUUCAGUUCCCCUUUACACACAGCUUUACACUGUGGAGGGGCGUUAGCUGUCAGCGAGGAUGCUACAUUGAACGUAUAGCUUUUAUAGUUUUUAAUUUUCCUGAGGGAAUUCUCCUGAAGGAAUCAAUAAAGUACCAUCUAGCUACAAUGUGUCAUCACAAUUAGAGAUGUCCGAUAUCAGAAAUGAUCGAUAUCAGUAUCGUUUUUUUUGGUUUUGUUUUUUUAAUUAAAUCAGCAUAAAAAACACAAGAUACACUUACAAUUAGUGCACCAACCCAAAAAACCUCCCUCCCCCAUUUACACUCAUUCACACAAAAGGGUUGUUUCUUUCUGUUAUUAAUAUUCUGGUUCCUACAAUAUAUAUCAAUACAGUCUGCAAGGGAUACAGUCCGUAAGCACACAUGAUUGUGCGUGCUGCUGGUCCACUAAUAGUACUAACCUUUAACAGUUAAUUUUACUCAUUUUCAUUCAUGACUAGUUUCUAUGUAAUGUAUAUGUACAAAUUCCAAGCUGCUGUUUUGAGGCAUGUUAAAAAAAAAAAAAAAGCACUUUGUGACUUCAAUAAUAAAUAUGGCAGUGCCAUGUUGGCAUUUUUUUCCAUAACUUGAGUUGAUUUAUUUUGGAAAACCUUGUUACAUUGUUUAAUGCAUCCAGCGGGGCAUCACAACAAAAUUAGGCAUAAUAAUGUGUUCAUUCCACGACUGUAUGUAUCGGUAUCGGUAAUUAAGAGUUGGACAAUAUCGGAUGUCGGCAAAAAAGCCAUUAUCGGACAUCUCUAAUCACAAUGCAUUAUCAUAAUAUAAUUAUAGUAUUAAAAUUUAUAUCAUGUAAAUCAGACCUGGGCAAAUUAAGGCCGGGGGCCACAUGCGGCCCGUUGAGCUUUUCAAUCUGGCCCGCCGGACAUUCCCAAAUAUUUUUUUUAGUUCUUUAAGAUGGAAACUGAGCUGCCAUUAUGAUGUGCACUCAUGUUUUCUAAUGACUGUAAGUCUUCAACUAUACUAAGUCUUUCAAUGCUUGGAAUCUGCAUCAUGUACUAGUUACUAUGGUCAUCUAAUUAGUUACUAUGGUAAUCUAAUUAGUUACUAUGGUCAUUUAAUUAGUUACUAUGGUAAUGUACGUCACAGCAGCUCAGACGAGGCACCAAGCAGUGUGGGCGGGAAGCGUUUCCACAGACGCAGAAGGAGAUUUUCUAAAGUUUAGUGAUAUAUAGAAUAGAAUAGAAAGUACUUUAUUGAUCCCUGUGAGAAAUUCAGCAAAUAUCAGAUUGUAGGUGGGUUUAUUUUGUACCCUUCACGUUCAUAUUUCACUGUGCAUUUUUGUUGCGUUUCACUUGAUUGUAAAAUAUGUCGAUCGAAAGGGGGUGGGACGUUCAUAUUUUGUCAAUAUUCAGUGUUUUAUCGUUCAUAUAAAAAUUUAAAAUUCCAUUACGUUUUUUAAGGCGGUCUGUCAUAACGUUUUUAGCAUUCAAUCAGACAUUAUUGUGAGGUUUUGUAUUAGUGUUCCUAAAAAUAGAUAUAUCGGCCCCCAGACACAUUUUUUUCUCUAAAUGUGGCCCCCCGAGUCAAAAUAAUUGCCCAGGCCUGAUGUAAAUCGUUUACAUCCGCAAUGUAGUGAAGACGCAAAUUGGAAGCGCGAUGUAGCGAGGGAUGAGUGUACCCCCAAUUUUUUGUUAAAUGUAGUCACAUUCCGCGGCUUUAUUGCUGGCGCGGUAUUUACAAACUACCUUUACAUCCCUGUUGUUCACCAAUUUUGCUUUUGUGUUUAUUUUCUUUGUGGAAUUGCUUUGUUUGUCGGAUCUACAAAAUUGUGCCAUUUGGUGGAAACAUGGCGAGUGGUCCAGCUGUCCACUUGUGAUGAGGUCAUCCCUCGUGUGUGUGAAUGUCGGGCUGCUUUCGUCCUCAGAAUCGCAUUUUAAGAUGUUUAUCUUCCCCUCUGGAUGGUUCUCUGAGCAUUUACCAGUGGAGGAAGUGUUCUCUCUCUUGCUCGUCAAUUUUUUUUUUUUUUUUACUGGAGCUCCUCCCUAUAGCAAUACCCUUCCCACCCAGCGCCACCAAAUGUCCCAUGGAUGUUAACACUGGUUGGACCAGUCGAGCAAGAACGCAGUGCCAUCAUUUACAGCGCAGGAGGAGGAAGGAGGUUGCAGUUGAUUGUUUUAAAGAACAAGGUUUUGUACGUGAGAACGAGGGCGUAUCGGAGGUUUAACGGUGCUUUCCACUCAUCAAUUGCUUCGAAAUUGAACAACUCAAGCCCCGCCCCCCAUAUCCACAUGUGCAGUCUUUCCGGGCCUCGCUUCUCUAAAGUGGACCGGACCGGGAGAUGUUUGAAGACUCAGGUUUUGCAGGAAGUUCCCGUGUAUCGCCCUUUUUGUCCGCGAUGGUCCGCACGCAACCAUCCUAUCCUCCUCAGAGACGAUACGGGUUAUCACGUUAAAGCUCAUUUAACGUGCUCACUACACACACACACGCACCUGAUCACCUUUCGACAUGCGCUUUUUUUUUGCUGGGUUAGGAUUUCGGAAGGUGACUCCGCACCCUUCAGACAACUUGGAUCCACACGGGCUUGUCUUAAUUGUUGAAUGUUUUGGUUUUUUGGCCCCUUACACGCAGUGGAUGAGCGCAAAAAAAAAUGACCUUGUUAAAACAAAUGUAUCAGCCGAUAGUGAGAAUGUCGUCACUGACUGUUAUCUAACGUGCAAAAAAGCCCCUAAGCCACCAUUUAGAUGUGUUGUAUAUCCUCCGGGGAACCAGCGUCCACUGCAGUGGACAUUUGUUAUUAGUCUAUUCCUUUGGUCAGUGUUGCACAAACAAUUGCCGUGGUAUGCAAGUCACAAAUUAGUUUUAUGCUCCCCUCUGGCUAUUUUUUAGGGCCGUGAUUCAAUUCAAUUCUUGAUUCAAAAUCAAUACUUUUUAAUAACAUUGGGUGCCAGUUCUAUGAUUAACUACAUACCUCCAUAAAAUAGAGAAACAGCUGUGACAAAUUUCCAUAUUAAGAAAACUGGUUUUGUUUUUAAUUCAAUUCUAACCAAACAUUUGAUAAAGGUAAAUACAAAUAAGGCAACAAGAGAAUUUUCUAAAGGAAAUCUGUACAGCAAAUAUGAUCAUCUACAUCAGGGGUGUCAAACGUGCGGCCCGAGGGCCGGAUCAGGCCCGCGAACAGGUUUUAUCAGGUUUGCUAAGUAUAAAAAUGAACCUGAAUUUUUUUUACAUAAGAAAUAGCUGUUCUAAAUGUGUCCACUGGAUGUCGCAAUAGCAAUUCUUUGUAGAUGAUGCUACAUAUGUACAAAAUAAACCACGUUAGUACAUCAGUCGAGAAAAAAUUAUCAAACUACAUAAAUAACAUCCUGUAAUUUGAUUUUUGUAUAAUUUUUUUUAUGUUGAUUGAAAAUGAACACCAAUGAUGAACAUUAUCACAUAAUUUAUUCAGAAAAUAUAAAUAAUUUCAAAUAAAAAUAGAAUAAAAUACUAUUACACUGCAAAAACUAAAAUCUAAGUAAGAUUAAAUAUCUCAAAUAAGGGUGAUAUUUGCUUAUUUUCUGUCUGAUAAGAUAAUUCUUCUCACUAAGCAGAUUUUAUGUUAGUGUUUUACUUGUUUCAAGGGUUUUGGUCCGAAAUGAUCUCAGUAAGAUAUUACAGCUUGUAGAUGAGAUUUUAUGAGCUAUAUUGAGUAAAACAUGCUUGAAACUAGAAUAUCAACUGUUGCAAAGCUGUGUCAUCAACACUCACAAGUAUACAACUACUUUUUUAAAGUAAUAAUUUCUUACUUCAAGCAUGAAAAAAAAAAUCAUGAUGCCGAGCGCAUAUCAUUAUGUCAAGAUAAUGGCACUAGCAUUUACUUAUUUAAGAAUAUUUUCAAAAAGGUCAAAAAAAAAUUCUACCAAGAAAAGUGCACUUGUUAUUAGUGAAUAUAAUUAUUUUAAGGUGUUUUGGGGUUCAUUGAGGUUAGCUAAUUUUACUUGUUUUGGAAAGUCUUGACAAGCCACAUUUUCUUGUUCAAUUGGCAGAUAAUUUUGCUUAGUUCAAGUAAAAUAUCCCAAAUUUUAUUUUAUUUUUUUCUUGUUUUUGAACACUGACUUUUUGCAGUGUAACCACUACAGGUAACUGUAAAACAAAAACAUUAUGAUUUGUACAAUUUCAGAAUGUGCUUGUUUUAUUUUUAAACAAGGAAAACAAUCUGAAGUUGUCUUUACUUUUAAGUUAUCGUGCCGUGAUUUUACCAGUCCGGCCCACUUUGGAGUAGAUUUUUCUCCGUGUGGCCCCCCAUCUAAAAUGAGUUUAACACCCCUGAUCUACAUCAACAACAUGAUUUGCCUGAGUGGCUGGACAGGACAGGUUAAAAAAAAUAUAUUUACAAUUUUUUUUUAAUCGAUUAAGAAUCGUUGCAAAUAAGAAUUGCGAUUAAUUCAAAAAUAUAUUUUUUUUUGACAACUACCGUAUUUUUCGGACUAUAAGUCGCUCCGUAGUAUAAGUCGCACCGGCCGAAAAUGCAUAAUAAAGAAGGAAAAAAACAUAUAAGUCGCAUUUUUGGGGACAUUUUUUGAUAAAACCCAACACCAAGAAUAGACAUUUGAAAGGCAAUUUAGAAUAAAUAAAGAAUAGUGAACAACAGGCUGAAUAAGUGUACGUUAUAUGAGGCAUAAAUAACCAACUGAGAAAGUGCCUGGUAUGUUAACGUAACAUACUAUGGUAAGAGUCAUUCAAAUAACUAUAACAUAUAGAACAUGCUAUACGUUUACCAAACAAUCUGUCACUCCUAAUCGCUAAAUCCCAUGAAAUCUUCUUCCUCUGUGUCGCUUCUAAACAACUCUGCAUAUUUCGCUACUUCCAGCUUGUAACCUACAGUAUAUGAUUUCCUUUUCCUUUUCGGUGCCAAUGUUGAAAUGAUCAAUUCUCAUAGGUACGGAAGUAGUAGCAGGAAGCAUCUUUUUUUUCCCACAAUGCACCUCUGCCAUGACCCGCCCCCCCACCAAAUUUUCAUUGGUUAAAGUGUGUGUGUGUGACGAUUGCUGAUAUACGCCUAGUCUCUUGAGUGAACGAGAUAAAUAAUAUUAUGUGAUAUUUUACGGUAAUGUGUUAAUAAUUUCACACACAAAUCGCUCCAGAGUAUAAAUCGCACCCCCCGGCCAAACUAUGAAAAAAACUGCGAUUUAUAAUCCGAAAAAUACGGUAUUAUUUUUCCCUUCGAAAUGUAUCCCUCUUACAAAAGGAACCACAAAAACGUCAACACGCACCCCAUGGUCUCAAUGCAGCAUUCGUCUUAUUUUUGUAUAUACCAGCGUCCUCUACAGUGGACAUUUGAUUUUAGUCUUUUUAUUUUUUCCGAGUUACAGGAGCGAUCCGCUGUCAAAGAUCAUCUCUAUGACAGCACUCUCGUGUUUUUGAGAACCUACUGCAAAAAAUGUGGGUCCCUUACUUACCAGUUGAAUAGCCCAAAUGGUGAAAAAGAGAGGACCUAAAAGGGAACCUUGAGGAACACCACUAGUGUAACUAAAGAAGUUGAUGACUACUGACUUCACCUGCAGUAAACAAGAUACAGCAACACCUUAGUUACAUAAAAUACGAUACAAAAAAAAUAAAUGGGAGAGGACUUAAAGCGGUGCCUUGAGGAACGCCUCAGUUAUAUUUCCUCUAUUUGUUAGCAGGUGUUCAAACAUGUCCAAGGGAAUUUGCUGCAAAAAUGUUUGUCUCACAAGUUUUGAACAGGCGUUCUUUUGAAGCCUGUGCAUCUUGGUUUUGUUUUUGCGUUACCCGGCUAGCUGUCUGUGUCCUACUAUUUGCCGAGUCGACAUCGUGGUGGCCCAAGGCUUUUUUGCACAAUAAUGUACGUUUUUUUAUUUUUGCAAAACAACACAGAUGCGCACAAAUUUGAAUAUAGAAACAUACCAAAAUCCCCGUCGGCCCAAUGUGGUUGUAGCAUUAAAUUGACUUGUCUUGCCACACUGAAGUGGUUGGAAUGAGUAGUUUCCUUGUCGAUUAUACACAGCCGCUCGUCAUCCCACUCGCAGUACGGCUCUUUGUCUCGUUUGAUGCCGUUUUGUUGUUUUUUUUCCAUUUGUAUUCUCUGCACUUUAGCGCUGCGUGGGAAGCGAUGGGGUUGUGGAACAGAUUGCAGUCCAGGCUGCGUGAGGAAUGGUUGACUUUGAGUGGAUGUUUUUUUUGUUUUUUUUUAAAGGCAAAGAAAGGAGGAGAAUGCCGGGUGGAGGCGGGUGAUGUGGAAGGGACCGUAGCGAAACGUAACAGUUUUUUUCUUUGAACGUGUGCAAAACAAAGAGAACUACUUGGGGACAGUUUUCCACACACUUUGCCCUUCCACGCUUUUUUUUUAUCUGCAAUACAUUCUUUUUUUUGUUUGUUUUGUUUGUUCAAAUUGCCGGAUUAUACUCCUCCUCCUUUCUUUGCUUCAUAGAAUGCACUUUCUACUAAAAUUCUUGGCUAGUUGCGAAAAAUAACAUUGUAUAUUCUAAGAUGUUUUAAAACAGCAAACAACAGAUAAAUCAUUAUUAUACUUCCCCCCUUGCCCCUACUUUGUAUUUCUAACCACUUAAUGUAGCAUUAUUGUGUAUUUUAUUAUUAUUGUUGUAUCUGGUACAAAAUGUGCAGCUUUAUAAGGUUUGUCUCUUCUUCUUUUUUUUUCUUUUUUUUUUGGUAUGUUCUCUGGAGAUUUGAGAAGUUGGGCCUUUUUUUUGAUAAUGUACAUUUAACUGACUGCUAACUUUAAAGUAAAAACCAGUAGCCACGAGACUCUC
This is a messenger RNA of Entelurus aequoreus (snake pipefish), 13549 nucleotides long. RefSeq names its product zinc finger protein 652 (gene znf652). The coding region runs from base 594 to 2615 and encodes 673 amino acids. The record is from RefSeq and is a predicted model, not a curated record. Gene Ontology annotation, biological process: regulation of transcription by RNA polymerase II. Lineage: Eukaryota; Metazoa; Chordata; Actinopteri; Syngnathiformes; Syngnathidae. Gene Ontology annotation, molecular function: DNA-binding transcription factor activity, RNA polymerase II-specific; RNA polymerase II cis-regulatory region sequence-specific DNA binding. The transcript has 6 exons. Gene Ontology annotation, cellular component: nucleus.